ACGAGGGCUGCUUCCUGGGAGGAAGGACGGAAGAGCCCCAACUGCUUCCCGCCGCACAGGACAUUUGGGUCCUCAUCUCCCACCUGUUCGACUCCCCAAGAUGUCAACCUCAGUCCCUCAAGGCCAUACCUGGACCCGACAGGUGAAGAAAGAGGAUGAGGAAGAGGACCCGCUGGACCAGCUAAUCUCCCGCUCUGGCUGUGCUGCCUUCCAUUUUGCAGUACAGGAGUGCAUGGCCCAGCACCAGGACUGGCGGCAGUGCCAGCCACAGGUGCAGGCCUUCAAGGAUUGCAUGAGUGAACAGCAGGCAAGGCGGCGGGAGGAGCUGCAGAGGAGGAAAAAGCAAGCCAAUUCCCAUUGCUGAGACCCCAAACCACCUGUUCUCAAAGGAUGGCCCUGCAGGAACCAGCACCCAGAGAAAUCAUGGGAGGAAGAAAUCCGAAAUGGUGGAAGUGGGGGCCAGUAGGUAUAAGACUUGGGGAUAGUCUUUGGGUCUGGGGUUGAGAGCCAGAUACCAUGGAAUUGGACAUGACUCCCACAAAGAGCUGAUAUAUUUUCAUGGUCAGAUCCCACACAUCCUUACCUAUUUUGUUCUACCAGUAUUUGCCAUGUUAAACAAAGAAUAGGGUAAGGGAUGCUCCUGGACCCCACAACGUGGGUCAUUGUGCCAAAUGCUGAGAUGAUUACAGAGAAAUUUAUUUUUAUUUUUUUUGCCACUUUAAUGUGAUGCCCAUUGUCUUUAAUUAGCUGUGUACAGAGAAAUUUUAAAAGUAAAUUUGCAAUCUAAAGGUAAUUGGUUAGCAAAUCAGGUUUGCAUUUAUUCAGUCACAGGUUCAACAACAGCAAAUAUUUCUGAGGCAUUGUGUUUGAAACUGAUGUGAUGAGUAAUGUGAUCUCUGCCUUCAUGUUGGUGAGAGUCUAGUUUGAGAGGUGGAAAUAAAACAACACUGGAACAACUAA
This is a messenger RNA of Cynocephalus volans (Philippine flying lemur), 960 nucleotides long. Its product is annotated as cytochrome c oxidase assembly factor 4 homolog, mitochondrial. NCBI's taxonomy places the organism in Eukaryota, Metazoa, Chordata, Mammalia, Dermoptera, Cynocephalidae. Gene Ontology annotation, cellular component: mitochondrial intermembrane space. The record is from RefSeq and is a predicted model, not a curated record. The transcript has 2 exons. Bases 101 to 364 code for a protein of 87 amino acids. Gene Ontology annotation, biological process: mitochondrial respiratory chain complex IV assembly.